UGCAUUUAAUGUUUUAAUAAUCACUGCUUCAUUGGAAUAUCGUUUAAACUUCGUAUAUCCCAUGAGUCUGACAUUGGAAGAUCACACAGAGAAGACUGAAAAUAUUCGAAACAAGAAAAAACAAAACAACCAAAAAUGGAAAGCGAUAAAAGCGAGGCGCAGUGCCACAUGGGUUUCACCUGCAACGGAUGUCAGCGCAGGAAUUUUCCGGGCCGUCGGUUCCAUUGCCUGGCCUGCUUCGAGGAGUUCAACCUGUGCAACGGCUGCUAUGCCCUCGAUGUGACCACCGAGGACCACAAGUUCGAUCAUGCGAUGCACUGCAUCCUCACACCGGCCAGCAUGGCCUUGUUCUACACCAAGGACGAGCUGCGGCGCGGCAAGCUCCCAGUGCUAAUCCGCUGUCCCUACUGCAAGAUAAACAAUUUCAAUUUGGAGGAGUUCGAACAGCAUCUGAAGGAGCUGCAUCCCGAUGCAGAUCCCGGCCUGCUGACCUGUUACAAGAUGAAUGCCUAGGGGGAGGAGUGGGUCGAGCCAUUUCAAUAAAGUCAAUUAUGUGGCAGCACGAAAUCUUCUAAGGUUUCGCCCCAAACUAA
This is a messenger RNA of Drosophila ananassae, 593 nucleotides long. Its product is annotated as E3 ubiquitin-protein ligase KCMF1. The transcript is spliced from 2 exons. The coding region runs from base 136 to 513 and encodes 125 amino acids. NCBI's taxonomy places the organism in Eukaryota, Metazoa, Arthropoda, Insecta, Diptera, Drosophilidae. Gene Ontology annotation, molecular function: zinc ion binding. The record is from RefSeq and is a predicted model, not a curated record.